GGGUUUGCCUCGCGAGGUUGGUAUUACAAUCGCAUUCGUAGCCCCAUGCUGAGCACCGGAAUGAGAUCGUGGGCCGUGGGCCUGCUGGCGAUGGCCGCCAUCGUGUCCACAUCCGCCAGGGAUGGGGGCGCAGCGAGCCGCAUUGAGCCGGCGGCUCAGCCCGUCUACUACCUAAUGGCGGAUGCGGGACCCUCGGUGACUCCAAAUGAGCCGCUGAGACGCACCAACCGCUCGCUGCUGAAGUGGUGGGACGAUCUGUUUCCCCGCAACACCAACUGCUGGCUGCCCGAGCUCUUCCCCGCGCCCAAUCCCUGUGGCCAGUGCGGCGGCGGCUUCGGCCUGCUGCCCCAGCUGCCACAGCUGCAGACCAACUAUGUGGCACCGCUGAGCCCCGUCUUCGGCGGCAGUGGUUGUGGUGUGGCACCCAACAACUGGUUGGACAAGCCCGGCGAUGGCGAUGCGGGCUAUGACGCGCCACCAGCUCCGGCACCGCCUGCUCCGGCACCGCCAGCUCCAACCUACGAAGUCCCGGCACCACCGGCUCCAACCUACGAAGUCCCGGCACCACCUGCUCCCACUUACGAAGCGCCUGCGCCUCCACCAGCUCCUGUUUACAAUCAGCCAACUCCAAUCUACAGCCCACCCGAGGAGACACUCGAUGCCUAUGAGAAGCCCAAGGAGUACGCAAGGCCAAGCUACGCUGGGCAAGAGCCGGCAAAAAUAGUUUUCCAACCCAUCAUCUACGUCUCCACUCCGCUGGCGCCGAAACCGGCCAACCAGGUGGUGGUGGACGACCAGGUUUACGUCAGCCCGACACCAGUACCACCACAGGAAUCCUAUGCCGCAGCACCAUUGCCGCCGAGCUGUCAGCAAGCAUAUGCUCCGCCCGCGCCCACGCCCCCGCCCACGCCCGCGUGCCAAACGCCAUUUGGCCUAUCACUUUUGGAUCAGCCGUACCGUGUGGCCCCGGAGCUGUUUAGGGAAUACAACUAUCGCUUGUCUUUGGCUUCCCAGAACGUACUGUAGCUAAGGAAUGGCUAUGUUGAUUGACGAACCUGUAAAUAAAAAAAAAAAACUGAAAAAAA
Molecule: messenger RNA, 1085 nt
Organism: Drosophila biarmipes
Lineage: Eukaryota; Metazoa; Arthropoda; Insecta; Diptera; Drosophilidae
Exons: 1
Coding region: 46-1026 (326 amino acids)
Source: RefSeq, a predicted model, not a curated record